Molecule: messenger RNA, 2439 nt
Organism: Tachysurus vachellii
Lineage: Eukaryota; Metazoa; Chordata; Actinopteri; Siluriformes; Bagridae
Gene: mfsd2al2
Product: major facilitator superfamily domain containing 2a-like 2
Exons: 14
Coding region: 97-1926 (609 amino acids)
Biological process (GO): carbohydrate transport
Cellular component (GO): membrane
Molecular function (GO): symporter activity
Source: RefSeq, a predicted model, not a curated record
CCAUGUAUGGUCUUGGCUUGAGGUGGAACGUAACUGCUUCUAGAAAGUUCCUGAAGUUUAUCAGACACAAGUUUUCAUUUAAUAAAGGUUACUAGUAUGACUCUGGCUGAAGCAGUACUGAAUAAGCUGCAGUCAUGGAAAGAAUCGAUUUCUUCCAGCACUGAGACUGAACCAGAUGAGAAAGACAGAGAGACUUAUAACCCUACAGGAAUCCGUCUGGCCACAAAGCUGUGCUACGCUGUUGGGGGAAUUCCAUAUCAGGCAACAAACAUUGCCUUGGGCUUCUCCUUUCAGAUAUUUUUACUGGAUGUAGUGCAAAUGGAGGCGUUCUACGUCUCUCUGAUCUUGUUUGUCACUCGGGUAUGGGACGCAGUAACCGACCCUCUCAUUGGGUACCUGGUGAGCAGGAGUGGGCGAACCCCAAUAGGCAAGCUCCUCCCUUGGUCAGUUUUGUCCAUGCCACUGGGCAUUUUGUCUUAUGUCUUCCUCUGGUUCAUCCCACAUGCUGCAGACAGCUCCUCGGUUGGUGUGCCCUGGUACCUCAUCAUCAGCUGUCUCUUCGAGACUCUAAUGAGUUGCUAUCAUGUCCCAUAUAUGUCACUUAAUAUGUUUCUGGGAGGAAGCAAGAGGGACAGAGAUUCAGCUACGGCUUACAGAAUGAGUGCGGAGGUGUUGUCGAUGCUACUGGCUGCUGUGAUGCAGGGGCAGGUGUUGAGAGUGUACAACGCAGAAAGAGAGAACUCCUGCAUGGACACGGAUAAUAAUGUUGAGCUCGCAUUCACCACCCCGUCUCCCUCCGUUGCUUCUCUACAGAACACGCGAGCCGCCUUCAUGACUUCAGCUCUGUUCCUGGGUGCUCUCUUCUUCCUCUGCUGUAUGGUGCUCUUUCUGGGAGUGAGAGAACAAAGUGGGUCUGCAGACAUUGAGAUAGAGAGACGAUCGUCAUGCCUUGCUGAUCUGAAGAAAAUGGUUGGCCAGGUCUCGUAUCAGCGACUGGUGCUUGGCUUCCUGUUCACCUCUAUUGCUUUCCAGAUGGCUUUAGGAAACUUUGCUUUGUUCUGCAUCCAUGUGGCAGGAUUGGGAGCUCAGUUCCAGUAUUUCAUGUUGGCUAUAUUGGUUUCAGCUACAGUAUCGGUGCCAUUGUGGCAGAUGAUUCUAUUGAGGUUGGGAAAGAAGAAAACUCUCUUUAUCGGCCUACCUCUCUUUAUUCCUGUUAUGAUAGUCCUAGUGUCUGUCUCUGAAAACUUCCCUGUCUACAUGAUCAUGUGCGUUCUGGUUGGCACCAGUGUAGCUACGCUCCUCUUGUUACCAUGGUCCAUGUUGCCAGACGUGGUGGAUGAGUUCAUGGUUGCAAACCCUUGCUGCAGGGCGAUGGAGCCGUUGUUUUUCUCCUGCUACUGCUUCUGUAACAAGCUCGGAGGAGGCUUCUCUGCUGGCAUAUCCACCAUGACACUACACCUGACAGGUUAUAAAACAGGAGCAUGCAGCCACAGCGGAGGAGUUAUCUUGGCAUUACGCCUGCUUUUGGCACCGAUUCCCAUCGUCCUAUUGCUGGUUGGUCUGGUCUUCUUCUAUCUCUACCCCAUCAAUGAGAUGCAGCGCCUGAGCCUUCAGAAAGACCAAAAAGAAAUGAGAGUCAAGUCCCAGAUGCUUCCAAAUAAUCAGGACAUCAAACUACAGCAACGCAUGUCUCGCACAAUAUCUACUUCAUCCAGAAUGAAAUAUUCUACUUCCCAGCCGGGAGGUUUUGCUUCAACAAGCUUUCCAGAUCAUAAUAGUAGCUUAGACUGCACCGUUGAGCGGCCAUUUUAUAAACCAAAAUGGAGGUCAAUAAGCGACUUGCCUGCAUUUCAAAUUAGCACACGACAGUCUUCACUGUACAGUAAUCAGACAUGCUCAAAUAAAGACGUAGUUACAUGGGUGUAAUUUAAAAGUGAGUUGUUGACAGGAAAGUGAGGAAAUCAUGUUCAAAAUUAGACUGGGCUUCUGCUCAGUGCUCUAUAUAGACAGGGUUAUCAGAAUGAAUGGAUUUGGUUGGUUGAAUUCAGUCAGAUUUAUCUUUAGCCUACAUUUAAUUAUAAUAUAUACGAUAUAAUAUUAAAUAUAAUGUUUAAAAACAUGUCUAAACACACAACAGCCAUUUUAUUAGGAACACCUAUACACCUCAUUCGUGUAAUUUUCCUUCGUGUAACUGUCCUGUGACAGUUGCUGCAAGUCUCCAUUCAGUGUACUAUUAAUUUGCCAGUAUUAGUUCAUCAUCUAUGAACUUCAGUGAGUGGCCCAACUCUCAUUUCACUUAUGAACUCUAGAGGAAGAUUUGCUUUUGUAUAUAAAUUUCACCAUGGUAUAUAUGUAUCAUAUCAUACAAGAUGAAGGAGAAGCAGUGUGUGCUGUACUGUCUUCACUCCCACUGGUAAUCACUGGCAAAUCACUAUUUGU